AUGAAUUCAGCAGUGCUCCUCACAGAACUUGUCGUAGUACGAGAAUGGUUUCAUGAAACUGCCCCACGAGUGCAACAUCCAGAAGCCAUCACAGGAUAUUGGAAGUUUAUGAAACAUAUAUUGUGCAGGCUCUACGCACAGACCCAGGAAUCAAUCAGAGAGGGUCUGGUAAAAGAAUUGAAUCCUGAUGCCAUGAACAGGAAAUCUGAGAAAAUACACAAGUGCUCUAUUCAUUUGUUCGUGCUAGCAGAUUGGAUGAGGCAGUAUAAUAAGUACAUCAACCGUGGAGUGCCUUCAUUGCUAGAAACCUUUGCAACUGGACGCAAGGAUGGAAACUUCGAUCCCGAAUUAUCAGAACUCCUUUGUCAGGCGUGGGUCGCCAUUGCGCAAUUUCAAGAUCAGCUCAAUUCAAUGGAUAUCAAAGAACUCAAACUUCUCGGUGGGGUGGCUUCGUCACGCGCAACUGCCUUUUCAAACAGAAUCACCCGUCACCUCGGUGGCGCACCGAAACCCUCAUACAUUAUCAUAUAUCCAGACUUCCUACACACAGAAUGA
Messenger RNA from Suillus discolor, 555 nucleotides. RefSeq lists its product as uncharacterized. Bases 1 to 555 code for a protein of 184 amino acids. Gene Ontology annotation, cellular component: nuclear pore. The transcript is spliced from 5 exons. Lineage: Eukaryota; Fungi; Basidiomycota; Agaricomycetes; Boletales; Suillaceae. The record is from RefSeq and is a predicted model, not a curated record. Gene Ontology annotation, molecular function: structural constituent of nuclear pore.